AAACGUCCUUGGCCGAAUCCUGGAAGAUUCUGCAACAACUUGAACACUUUGUAAAAAAGUGACAAAAACGAGAACAGACAGUGACUUACUCAAAGAUUUCCACUUCACAGACAAACAAACUGAAGGUAUAUAAAGUCUGUGUUUCCAUCUCUGAGACAUCCUGUGACCAGAAACUGCUGCUGGAACAGACUCUUCAACUAACCAUCAAAACAAGAUGGCUGCCGGUCUUGUCUUCACUCUGCUUCUUGGUCUGAGCUUUGGACUCUGGGAUGGAGCUGAUGCAGCUCAAAUGAAAGUUGCCAACUGUGAAAAGUGUGGUCCUGGUUGGGCUUGGUACGACGGUCGAUGUUUCCUGUAUGUGAAAGUUAAAAUGUCCUGGGCUAAAGCUGAGAGACUCUGCCUCUCAUUGGAAGGACAUCUGGCCUCAAUGCGCAGUACAAAUGAGUACAACUUCAUCAGAGAGCUUAUCGUCACUGAAUCUGGAAGAGACACACAAACUUGGGUUGGAGGUUUUGAUUCAGCACAGGAAGGCACCUGGAUGUGGAGUGAUGGUUCCAAGUUUAUGUUUCAUCACUGGGGCCUUGGUGAACCAAGCAAUAGCGGUGGAAACCAAAACUGCAUGGACAUCAACUUUGCAGGACGAGACUAUGUGAAUGAUGAUGUCUGUGGCGUGUUGCUCCCCUUCGUCUGUGCCAGACACGUCAAAGCUCUUAAUGCCUUUUAAUCUGAAAUGCCCAUAUGGCUUUCCUGCUGGUGAUGUCACUUCCCCCUGGAUGUCAAGCCUUGAUGACAUCACUGCUGGAAGAACCUGAUUUCACUUCAGUUGAUCAUUUAAAUAAAUGUUUUCUUUCUAUG
This is a messenger RNA of Xiphophorus couchianus (Monterrey platyfish), 855 nucleotides long. Its product is annotated as galactose-specific lectin nattectin-like. Bases 215 to 724 code for a protein of 169 amino acids. The transcript is spliced from 7 exons. The record is from RefSeq and is a predicted model, not a curated record. Lineage: Eukaryota; Metazoa; Chordata; Actinopteri; Cyprinodontiformes; Poeciliidae.